AUGAAGCGAACGAAAAACGAGCCCGACCACACCAAUCCAAAGAUCUUGAAGAACGACUUGAGCCAAGAGAGCGAUGGUGUUGAACAAGAGAGUGGUAAAAGGGGCCGAGUCCCAUGUGGACUUGGGUACGUGGCCUCCAUGUCCGACAAGGCCGACCUGCACCAGGCCGUGCGCCACCAGACCAUGGCGGGCAUCCUGGGCCAGCUGUCCACGCUCCUCUCCUACGCCAACGAACUCUACGCCGACCUCCACCGCGAGCUCUCCAACGACGCCCAGCGCAUUUCGGCCCUGGCCGCCCGCACCCAGGCCGCCUACGAUUAUCUGCCCCAUCUCGAGACCUACAUUCACAACACUGGUCCCGAGGAGUUCAUCAACCGCGGCGGUAGCGAGUACAAGCAGAAGGGCGGGGAGGAUUGCCAGCUGCUGUCGCCGGGCACCAGGGCCACGGCCACGGUGGUGGUCUACGACACCGAGUGCGUGCCGCCGCCCGAUCUCUCGCCGCUCGAUCCCUAUCGCGAGGAUGGACGUCCGUGCAUCAAGGAUUACACCAACCCGGCCUUCUUCGUCGAGGAGUGGAUCGCCGAGCAGAAGCGCCAGGCCCAGGAGGCCCGUCGUCGUCGCGAGAAGAGCCGCAAGACCAAGCAAGAUGAGCGCGGCGUGUUGAGGCGCGCCAACGAGGCCGUCGAGGUCAAGAAGCUCAAGAAGACCCGCUACAACCAGUGGGGCGAAAAGAUUCAAGAUGGGGAUGACGACGGCGCCGUGGCCGCCCCCUCGCGCGAGGCCACCAAGAGCGCCCCGCGCGUCGAGGCCACCACCGCCCCCAAGGAGCUCACCGAGUCGUCCAAGGGCCACAAGAAGCGCGAGAAGAAGACCCUCUUCAAGGGCAAGGAGAAGGAGAAGGAGAAGGAGCAACGCGAGAGCGAGCGCAAGGGCUCGACCGACCGGCCGCCCCCGAGGAGAAGCGGUCGAACCUGCUGCUCCAGAUCCAGGCCGGCAUGCAGCUCAAGAAGGCCGAGCAGGUGCAGAAGCCGGCGCCGGUGCAGGAGGACGGGUCGAUCAACAUCGGCGCCAUCCUCGCGCGUCGCAUGGCCAUGGAGGGGAGCGACGACGAGGACGACGACGACAGCGAUGGUGGCGAGUGGGACGACGGCGGUGACAACGACUGGGACGACUAGACGUCGCCGCCCACCACUUUGGCAGUGUGCGCCAACACGUGCAUUUCUCCAUAAAAGGAAACAUGUUGUUUUGUUUUUACAUUUUGUUGUGUAG
Acanthamoeba castellanii str. Neff is the source of this 1269-nucleotide messenger RNA. RefSeq lists its product as uncharacterized. The transcript has 3 exons. Gene Ontology annotation, biological process: positive regulation of Arp2/3 complex-mediated actin nucleation; actin cytoskeleton organization. Bases 1 to 1269 code for a protein of 422 amino acids. Gene Ontology annotation, molecular function: Arp2/3 complex binding; protein kinase A regulatory subunit binding. NCBI's taxonomy places the organism in Eukaryota, Discosea, Longamoebia, Acanthamoebidae. Gene Ontology annotation, cellular component: cytoskeleton. The record is from RefSeq and is a predicted model, not a curated record.